Aricia agestis (brown argus) is the source of this 369-nucleotide messenger RNA. RefSeq names its product DNA-directed RNA polymerases I, II, and III subunit RPABC4 (gene Rpb12). The coding region runs from base 82 to 258 and encodes 58 amino acids. Gene Ontology annotation, cellular component: RNA polymerase II, core complex; RNA polymerase III complex; RNA polymerase I complex. Gene Ontology annotation, molecular function: DNA binding; DNA-directed RNA polymerase activity; zinc ion binding. The transcript is spliced from 3 exons. The record is from RefSeq and is a predicted model, not a curated record. NCBI's taxonomy places the organism in Eukaryota, Metazoa, Arthropoda, Insecta, Lepidoptera, Lycaenidae. Gene Ontology annotation, biological process: DNA-templated transcription.
UAACCAAUACUUACACGGUGCUCUUACUUGAUAGAUCUUAUUUUUGUUUUUGAUGAUAAUUGAAACGUGUCAACAAUAAUUAUGGCUGAUACAAAUAAGGAGUCAUCAGUAACAAAAGUUCCGAUGAUUUAUGUUUGUGGAGAAUGUCACGGAGAAAACGAAAUUAAACCAAGAGAUCCCAUUCGAUGCAGAGAAUGUGGUUACAGGAUUAUGUACAAGAAAAGAACUAAAAGGUUGGUUGUGUUUGAUGCUCGGUGAAAAAGAGGAAUAAAAAACCAAGAAAAAUUUCAUUAACUUUAAUCUUACCAUUAUAGGAUAUCCAUUUAUAUGUUAAGUAUUAUAUGAUACAAUAAAUCGGAAAAUAUUUGA